Chilo suppressalis (striped riceborer) is the source of this 1671-nucleotide messenger RNA. NCBI's taxonomy places the organism in Eukaryota, Metazoa, Arthropoda, Insecta, Lepidoptera, Crambidae. The record is from the annotation of a GenBank genome assembly.
AUGUAUCAUUUUCUUCUUCUGCUGGUGGCUGCAGUGGCAGCCGCUGAUGAUCUUCCGCCGUCCUGCAACAAGGCCAUCUACUGCGACAGCGAACUGCUUCACCAUGUGCAAAUGGCACGGCUCUACCCAGACUCGAAAACCUUCGUCGAUCUUCACAUGCGAGACUCCGAGGAAGUAAUCCUUGCAGAUUUUAGGAAACUGCUCAACGAAACAGAAAAUCCCACCAAAGAACAGCUCCAAGCGUUCGUCGACAAACACUUCGACUCUACCAGCGAACUCGAGGAGUGGACGCCGUCGGACUACACAGAAAAUCCUCAGUUUCUUUUUGGUAUCCACGACGAACAAUUGAGACAAUUCGGUAAAGAUAUUAACGCUAUCUGGCCUGACCUUGGCAGGAAAGUCAAGUCGCAGGUCCUACAAAGUCCUGAUAGGUUUAGCUUUGUCCCUAUCAGUAACGGAUUUAUUAUACCUGGAGGAAGGUUCACUGAAAUAUACUAUUGGGAUACUUACUGGAUUGUUGAAGGUUUGCUCAUUAGCGGAAUGAAAGAAACCGCAAGGGGUAUGAUUGAGAAUUUAAUCCAGUUACUGAAGACUAUUGGUCAUGUCCCUAAUGGCAGCAGAUGGUACUAUCAGAAUAGAAGCCAGCCCCCUCUUCUAUCAGCUAUGAUGUCUCUUUACAUACGAGAAACUAAGGACAUGAAGUUUUUAAAGGACAACAUAAAAGCAUUGGAAGAUGAGCUGCGGUAUUGGUUGGAUACUCAAAUAAUAACUUUUGAUAAGGGCGAGCGAUCCUAUACGCUCCUCAGAUACUUCUCACCCAGUAAAGGUCCUCGACCAGAAUCCUAUUAUGAAGAUUACAAUUCAGCUCAAGUAUUUGCAUCCGAGGAACGCAAGCAAGAGUUCUACACUGAUAUAAAAAGUGCCGCGGAAAGUGGCUGGGACUUCUCAUCUCGUUGGUUCGUCGGCAAUGACGGAGACAACAGUGGCAACCUAACGACAAUUCACACUAGAGAUAUUAUCCCUGUUGAUCUAAAUGCUAUAUUCGCCAAUGCUUUACAGAACAUGGCAUAUUUCCAAGCAUUGGUUUUGAACCCGUUCAGAGCCGCCCACUGGGCUUUCCUAGCAAAACAAUGGAGGGACAACAUCGAAGCGGUGCUCUGGGAUGACACAGACGGUGUAUGGUAUGAUUACGAUUUGCCUUACAAAAAUCACCGCAAAUACUUCUAUCCGAGCAAUGUUGCUCCUUUAUGGAUGGGUGUUGUGUCGAAAUCAUUGAUUAGAAGGCGUUCGGCUCGCGUGCUCAACUAUUUGAAGAAGUCCCACGGUCUUGAUUAUGAGGGUGGAGUGCCUUCAUCUUUGAUUAGAAGCGGAGAGCAGUGGGACUUUCCUAAUGCUUGGCCACCUCUAGUUAGUAUUAUGGUGAAUGCUCUAGAGGCGCUUGGCACAGAUGAAGGGAACAAAUUAGCUUUUCAAGUGGCACAAACUUGGGUGCGCGCCUGUCAGAAAGGUUUUACGGCUAACAAACAAAUGUUUGAGAAAUAUGACGCGGAAGUUCCUGGUCUAUACGGCGGUGGUGGCGAGUAUAGGGUGCAGAGUGGAUUUGGCUGGUCCAAUGGCGUGGUUUUAGAGUUCCUCGCUAAAUAUGGUAGAAAGAUGACUGCUCACGAUUAA